Messenger RNA from Punica granatum (pomegranate), 612 nucleotides. The record is from RefSeq and is a predicted model, not a curated record. Lineage: Eukaryota; Viridiplantae; Streptophyta; Magnoliopsida; Myrtales; Lythraceae.
AGGCUAUAUAAUGCAAUAAAUUCAAUAUAUAUAUAUGUAUAUAUAUAUAUAUCCGCUAGACGAAAAUCUCAGCAGGCAUACAAUUCGGCAGCUCGUCGGAGGAGGAUUGAGAGCUAUGGCGUUGCCCAAGGCCAAGGAUGUCGUCGCCGCCAACCCCGUCGUCGUCUUCAGCAAAUCGUACUGUCCGUUCUGCGUGCAGGUGAAGCAGCUGCUCGCUGACCUGGGGGCUACCUUCAAGGCUAUCGAAUUGGAUCAGGAAAAGGAUGGAGAAGAAGUUCAGGCUGCUUUGGCUGAGUGGACCGGACAAAGGACCGUGCCUAAUGUAUUCAUUGGAGGCAACCACAUUGGUGGCUGCGACAAAACGACAGCUAUGAAUGGUGACGGGAAGCUUGUGCCAUUGCUGACUCAGGCUGGAGCUGUUAAGGCUUCUUAAAGAGUCGGCAUAGUUGCUUGGCUGAUGAUAGUGUGUAGUUAAUCAAUAAUACUGGAGAUGCUUUGUUUCGUGUUUGAACCCCGUGUUUUAUGCUAGAUGUGGAAUCUUAUGUGUGGUGGUGUUAAGACCUUUUAUCCGUGAAUUUGAAGUAAGAUGGUCUCGGAUUCUGGUUCAUAGCA